AUGAAUGGAUGGUUGGUCAAUGGGUCUGAUUCAUGCUGUGGGAGAGUGGAGAUCCGUUAUAAUGGCCAGUGGGGAACCGUGUGUGAUGAUUACUGGGACCUGAAUGAUGCUGCUGUGGUGUGCAGACAGUCACAGUGUGGAUCAGCCAUCAGUGCGACUCCUGACUCCUUUGGUCAAGGCAGUGGAUCUAUCUGGCUGGAUGAUGUUAAAUGUUCAGGAAGUGAAGGAGCCCUCACACAAUGUUCUCACAGUGGACUAGGAACACAUAACUGUAAACACGGUGAAGAUGCUGGUGUUGUUUGUUCAGGUGAGCUUCAGUUGCCGACUCUUUCCCUGACCUCCACACAUGCAGCUGUUUCUCCUGGAGAAAAUAUCCAGUUCAGUUGCACAACACCUAAACCAAGAUGCAAGGCUAAUGCUGAAUUUCAGCUCUUCAGAAAUGGACCAUCUGUAUCCUCACAGACACAUGAAUCUAGUGUGACUUUCAACCUUGUUAAUGUAGACGUCUCACAUCAGGGCAGCUACAGCUGUCGUUACUCCUACCAAAACAACAACACGUCACCUUUGAGCAACACUGUAUUCAUCACUGUGGUGAACUUGCAGCAGCCCAGUAUUUCCCACAGUGCUUCUGAUGGAGGGUUUCAUGAGGGGCCUCAGGGGCCAGUGAUCACCAGGGGUCACAGUUUCACUAUCAUCUGUUCAACUCAAUCUCAGUUACCUGGAGGAUCUUUUCACCUGUUCAGAGGAUCAAACAUCACCAGGACUGAGUCAGCUGUCAGUCACUCUGCUUCCUUCUUCUUUCCUGAGGCAGAUUAUUCACACGAGGGAAACUACAGUUGUGUUUAUGAAGUCAGUGUCUCCUCACGCUCCUUCCGUUCAUCUGCCUCUGAACUGCUGCUCAUCACUAUCACAGCCUCCCUGCUUCCUGUCAUUGGUGCUGCAGUGUCAGCUGUGCUGCUCUUAUUGUCUGUCCUCAUAAUCAUCCUCCUGCUGAAGAGAAGACAAAAGCAAAGGAACAAGGAAACACAUUCAAAGUGCUCUUUUAUGAAAGAUCAAGCUGCAUCACAUAGAAGCAAAAAUGAAGAGGAUGAUGAGGCUGUUUAUGAAAAUUUUGAACUUGAUGAAAACAUGGAUCAUGAUGAAUCUGAACAGGACUAUAUUAAUGUGGACUCUGGUCAUUCUGAACAGGACUGUAUUGAUGUGGACUCUGAUCAUUCUGAACAGGACUAUAUUAAUGUGGACUCAAUGUAAAUCAGUGGUCUUCACUAUUUUUUAAUGGGAGCCGCACUGAUAGGGCAAAGUCAAUCGGAGAGCCACUUUCACCACAAAGUAUCGGAAGUUACAUCCAGUUAUAAAUAGUAUGUCUUUUUAUCAAUCUGUCAUCUGUAUAUGCAGGCACGUGCACACAUCAAACGGGGGCUUGAGCAC
Molecule: messenger RNA, 1428 nt
Organism: Cyprinus carpio (common carp)
Lineage: Eukaryota; Metazoa; Chordata; Actinopteri; Cypriniformes; Cyprinidae
Exons: 6
Coding region: 1-1251 (416 amino acids)
Cellular component (GO): membrane
Source: RefSeq, a predicted model, not a curated record